This is a messenger RNA of Monopterus albus (swamp eel), 1508 nucleotides long. It is a transcript of the gene xcr1a.1, whose product is annotated as chemokine (C motif) receptor 1a, duplicate 1. The transcript has 2 exons. The record is from RefSeq and is a predicted model, not a curated record. Bases 62 to 1078 code for a protein of 338 amino acids. Gene Ontology annotation, molecular function: C-C chemokine receptor activity; C-C chemokine binding. NCBI's taxonomy places the organism in Eukaryota, Metazoa, Chordata, Actinopteri, Synbranchiformes, Synbranchidae. Gene Ontology annotation, cellular component: external side of plasma membrane; membrane. Gene Ontology annotation, biological process: G protein-coupled receptor signaling pathway; calcium-mediated signaling; immune response.
GCAGAUCUAGCAUCCAACAACGUAUCACUCCCAUAAAGCAGGAGGUUCCAAUUUAACAGCAAUGAAUGACUCUGUGAAUGACAGUGAGAAUUUCUUUGAGUAUGAAGAUGAAAUCUGUGAAAAAGAAGAGCUGGUCAAAUUUGGAUCCAUUGCCAUUCCUGUUUUCUUCUUUGUUGUGAUCACACUGAGCCUCAUAGGAAAUAUCCUUGUUCUGGUAUUACUGGCCUUCUAUGAAAACCUAAAGUCUCUCACCAACAUUUUCAUCCUCAACCUGGCAAUCUCUGACCUCAUCUUCACCACCGGGCUCCCUUUCUGGGCCGUUUACCACAUCUGGGGAUGGGUGUUUCCAGAGAUUCUCUGCAAAAUUGUGACUUUUGUCUUCUUCACCGGGUUUUACAGCAGCAUCCUCUUCUUGACCAUGAUGACUAUCUACAGGUAUUUGGCCGUGGUCCACCCUCUUUAUGACCUGAGCACACAGAAAGUCAGCACUGGGGUUGUUGUAUCUUUCCUAAUCUGGAUAAUCAGCACUGGGGCAGCCAUUCCCUCCCUGCUCUACACCUCCCUCAUUGAGAUCUACCACAAGGAUGGUAGUUCCUGGGGCUGCGAAUACAACACUGCCCUGUGCAAAAACAUUGCUAUUUCUCAACAGAAUAUUUUAUUUUUGGUUGCUUUUGCAGUGAUAGGUUUCUGCUACAUCCAAAUACUGCGAAGAAUUACAAGAACAAGAUCGCCCACAAAGAACAGAGCAGUUAAGUUAGUCUUCUGUAUUGUAGCUGUGUUCUUCGUCGGCUGGGUGCCUUACAAUGUGGUCAUCUUUCUGAGGAUUUUGGCUGAUAAUUUGGUUGAACCCUUUGAUGACUGCAGAGUAAGCAUCCAGCUUGAUUAUGCAUUCUAUGUGUGCCGGUUCAUUGCUUUCUCCCACUGCUGCCUCAACCCUGUCUUUUAUGUAUUUGUUGGUGUGAAGUUUAGGAGUCAUUUGAAGUCGAUGCUGCAUCGGCUGUUUAAUCGCCAAAGACUAGUCGAGGAACAGCAGCAGGUUAGAAUGCAAAACCUCAUCUCACAUGGAUCAGUGUACUAGUUUCUGCCAUUUUCUUGUAUUUACUGUUGUAUCACGGAUUUAAUAAUAUUCAUUUGGUGUGUACUUGGUAGAAAUAGAAACUAGUUCAUAUGUUGAGGUUUGCAAGCAAGCUGAACUCAAUAUUCAAAUCAGACUUCUGCCAUUUAUUGUUUCAUGUGUGUAUCUGUGUUGAAUCUUUGAUAGAAGGUGACUUGAAUUGUUUUAGGUCAUGGUUUUAAUUUCAAAAUAUUAUUAGUAGCAGUGAAAGUGGAGUUUAAAUUUAUUACUGUAAUUACAACUGGGUCAUUGUGUCACAGCUAAACAUAAUUUUUGCAUAUAUAAUGCCGAUGUCAGAUGUUUGUUACCAAACUUUUUGUUAUAAUGCUAGCAAAUAUUUGAUUUGAUUUUGAUUUUGAUUUUGAUUUAUUCUUUCAAACAUGCAGAACAAAUG